AUGGUGCCGGACCGAUUUGAUCCGAAUGAGCUAGUCAUCAGACAAUGCAAAAUGGAGAUAUCUUGUACUGUUUUACUAGUCAAUGCACGAAAUGAUGACAUGGAUAUGGAUGACAUACUCAAGUGGUCCCAAGCAAUCAUUGUCCUUUUCUCCAUCACAAGUCGUCGUAGUUUCUAUCGCGCUCAGGAGCUGAUCGAAACACUGAAACAGACUUGCACAGUCUCCGGUCGUGCUUCCACCCUGUCCCCACAACGACAGUCAAUGCAUGCUACUCCGGGUUCCAGUACGGCCACAUCUCCCCUAUCACCCAUUGGACCUGGCAAUAGUGGAUCAUUGAGACGUUCCGCCGUGUACGGAUCUUCGAAUAUCAAACCGCCCACCGUGAUUCUGGUGGCAAACAAGUCGGAUCUGGAUCGUUUCCGAUUGGUGGAGAAAAUGGAAGCGGAGGAAUUCGCCAAACGGCACAGUAUUCCGUACUAUGAGACCACUGCAGCGGAAAGCUAUCAGGAAGUUCAAUCAAUUUUUCAUUCCGUUGUUAGAUUGUCCUCCGGAGGUCGUCUAGCCAAGUCACGCGGACCGAACGGAUCUGGAGCAUUUGUCUCACGUCAAUUAGUCUCCAGCAACACUUCAUUAGGCUCAUCGACUGGAAGCGUUCUGUCGAGUUUGGCAGUCUCACCUGGGUUAUUGUUACAGAAAAAAAGCAUACCACCCGGUUCAACCUCGCCCAUUAGUCCGAAUGAAGCGAAUUCCUCUGCUUCUGGGGGUGAAUCUGAUCAACCGAGCAGUGGUCCAGUAUCUAAACUGACCAAUCUUCGUUUCCGUGGUGCAAGUCCACCUACUUUCGCGAAGAAUUUUCGAAGUCCCAGUCCAGGAUGGCCCGUCGGUCGUAGUCCGAGUGAGAGCGGACCUCACACUAAUCCCGGGCAGGCGGGCUCCGGGUCGUCACUAAUCAGUUCCCCUCAAUCAGCACCACCUAUUCCACCACCACCAGUCACAAUGUCAAGGUUGAUGGCAACUACCUCGGCGAUAGCAAGUCCAACCGGGACCAGUUCAGAACAAACAGCUCAACCGCCCCCUCCAUUACCACCACCGCCUCCACCACCACCCCAUCAAUCAAACUCGAGUAGAGCAACCACCCCG
Echinostoma caproni is the source of this 1140-nucleotide messenger RNA. NCBI's taxonomy places the organism in Eukaryota, Metazoa, Platyhelminthes, Trematoda, Plagiorchiida, Echinostomatidae. The record is from the annotation of a GenBank genome assembly.